Messenger RNA from Lycium barbarum (goji berry), 2095 nucleotides. RefSeq names its product tRNA(His) guanylyltransferase 1-like. Gene Ontology annotation, molecular function: tRNA guanylyltransferase activity; magnesium ion binding. The record is from RefSeq and is a predicted model, not a curated record. The transcript has 14 exons. The coding region runs from base 437 to 1870 and encodes 477 amino acids. Gene Ontology annotation, biological process: tRNA modification. Lineage: Eukaryota; Viridiplantae; Streptophyta; Magnoliopsida; Solanales; Solanaceae.
UGUUAAUAUAAUUUUAAAUUCGAAAUAGAAUUUAGGCUCGAGCAUGUAAACUAAAUAUACAAUUUGAAACUUUUGGAAAGAGAGGUCACUGAAUGGGUCAAUUAGUUAUUGCAAACUAGGUUCACUACAUAGCUUUUUUGAAAUUCCAAGGGGAAAAAAUAGGUUUUCGUGACAUUUAUACCCUCACACAAUCUUUUGUUUCAAUCAGAUUGUAGCUGCAUUUGGGAAUGGCGAACAGCAAGUAUGAAUACGUCAAGUGUUUUGAGGUGGAAGACGAAGUAAUGUACCCAAAUAUCGUCGUCGUUCAAAUUGAUGGCCGCGACUUUGGCAGGUCAAGAGCUGGAGCAGAAUUAGAGUGCUGGUUCUUGUCAAUUGGUGUUGUUUCUCAGAGAAGCAUGGAUUUGAGAAGCCGAAUGAUGAAAAAGCCUUGAAGUUGAUGAAUGCUUGUGCUAUUAAGGUAUUAGAGAACUUCUCUGAUGUUAUAUUUGCGUAUGGAUUUAGUGAUGAGUACAGUUUUGUUUUGAAGAAGGAAACCACAUUUUACCAGAGGCGAGCAAGCAAAAUACUAUCCAUUAUCGUGUCUUUCUUCUCAUCUACAUAUGUAACCAAGUGGAAAGAGUUCUUUUCUCAAAAGGAGUUAAGUGCGUCUCCAUCAUUCCAUUCACGAGUUAUCAGCUGUGCAUCAAUGGAGGUUCUUCAGGCAUAUCUUCUAUGGAGACAAACAGAUUGUCAUACAAGCAAUCAAUACAAUACUUGUUUGUGGAAGCUGGUGUUGUCUGGAAAGUCAGAAAAGGAGGCCAAAGAGAUUCUUAAGGGAACACAAAAGCAGGAGCAAAAUGAAUUACUCUUUCAGCAGUUUGGUAUCAACUACAAACACCUUCCGCAGAUUUUUCGUCAAGGAUCUUGUGCCAUCAAGAUAAAGGUGGACGAUAUUGUGAAAUACCUUGAAAAUGGCACUCCUGUUAAAAGACCAAGGAAGAAAGCAGUCAUAAUUCACUCUGAAAAUGUAGCAACAAAAAGGUUCUGGAAUAACUACUCAUGCCUUACUGAGGAACUUGGUUCGCUCGCAGAAGGGAUUAACAAGAUUAAACCAGAGUAUUUAAGAUCUUUCCAAUUUGAAAGCAGGUUGAUGUUAUCUACUUGGGUUGUAGUACGGAUAGACGGCUGUCAUUUCCACAGGUUUUGUGAAGAUAAUGGUUUUCAGAAGCCAAAUGAUGAGCAGGCACUGAAACUUAUGAACUCUUGUGCGGUUUCUUUGCUAGAGAUUUUUAAGGAUAUCAUCUUUGCAUAUGGGGUGAGCGAUGAAUACAGCUUUGUUUUGAAGAAAGAUUCUCUAUUGUAUCAGAGGCGGUCAAGUGAAAUCGUCUCUGCCAUUGUAUCUCUUUUCUCUUCCAUGUAUGUGAUGAAGUGGAAAGAGUUUUUCCCUGAGAAAGAGUUUAAGGAACCACCUUAUUUUGAUGGCCGAUCUGUUUGCUAUCCAUCAUCUGAGAUUCUUCGAGAUUACUUGGCUUGGAGACAAGUUGAUUGUCACAUAAACAAUCAGUACAAUACUUGUUUCUGGCUGCUUGUUAAGUCUGGAAAGAGCAGAACUGAAGCACAAAGCUCCCUGAAGGGUACUCAAACUCAAGAAAAAAAUGAAUUGCUUGCCAAGUUUGGCAUUGAUUACAAUGCGUUACCAAUUAUAUUUCGGAUGGGGUCCUCCGUUUUCCUGGACAGAGAUGAACCAACAGGAAAUGACAGAGUAGUUGUUGAACACUGUAACAUAAUCGAGACGAGUUUUUGGAAAGGACAUCCGAGAAUACUUGAUGAGGAGCAACCAUUGCUAACGAUUUUACGGCCCCAUAGCAAUAAAAUGCUUCGAUUGUCUUGAAGUUGAGGAGUUGCUACCUAAGUUAUUAACCAUUUUUCAUUAGGUUAGAAAGAUAGUUCCAAAAUUUGUCAAAUAUGUAGAUUAGCCAUUUGCCUUUGAUUUGCCCUUUACUUCUUUUUUCUUCUUCUAAAGAUUUGUCUAACAAAACUCUCCUGUAUAUUGCUGUUCACUCAAGUUCAUUCAAAAAAUUUAGUAAACAAGAUUUUUGUGUUUUAUCACAUUCAA